Penicillium vulpinum is the source of this 1635-nucleotide messenger RNA. RefSeq lists its product as uncharacterized. Gene Ontology annotation, molecular function: magnesium ion binding; cobalt ion binding; magnesium ion transmembrane transporter activity. The transcript is spliced from 6 exons. The record is from RefSeq and is a predicted model, not a curated record. Lineage: Eukaryota; Fungi; Ascomycota; Eurotiomycetes; Eurotiales; Aspergillaceae. The coding region runs from base 1 to 1635 and encodes 544 amino acids.
AUGUCCGAUACAACAGACUCACACGAGUCAACUGCGGCUCAGGAUUACUACUCAAGUUUUGACAAUGAGGGCUCGUUUGUGGAAAAGUUCAAGAAUAUCGACGAUGAGGCGCAACAUUCAGCUGCCAUGCUCCGCCUAAAGGACCCUCUUACUCAGAAUUUUGUGCUUGAUUUCGGGAACGAAGAGGCAUGGUGUGCAUUUAAUCUAGGCACCGACGAACUGAAACUAUUGCUCAGCAAGCCAGCGAUUACCAAACAAUAUGGAGUGUCCGAACGACUACAGGGAAUGAUGUGCGCGGAGCCAGUGGCUACUGCGCACGAAACUACACCUACGCCAUUACCAACCAAGAGACUCUCGCAAUCGACUGUUGCGCCGUCAUUCCGUAACGAAGUAGACGACCCGGAGAAUGCACUCAAGCAUCUUGCCGAUCUAGACAAAUCCCGCGACUCAGCGUCAUUCAAGAAUCUCACCUUUUCACAAGUCACGGAUCAAAUAUGGCACUUCUCUUCUGUGGAUCAUGGUCCUCGAUACACAUGUAUCGGCUAUAAUACGUUGUUUGUGAUUUCCAAGCUAUCACAAUCAAAUGGCAAAGGUCUCCCAGAUGGAAAACGGCUUUGGACAUGGCUGAUCCAGUGCAAUGAUGAAGCCAGGCCAGUCCUCGAGAUCGUGCGCAGGAACAUCCGCCUUAUUUUCUCUGGCGUUUCGAAACAGCACUUAGCCAGUUCCGAGAGUGAGUCUCUCAUCACCAUCCGGGUGCGACAUUUUAGUGACCUCGGACCGGAUCAAGCGAAUAUCAAGCAGGAAGAUGGACCAAGUUUGCUUUUCUACUAUAUCUUCGAUGACUGGGUGUCAAGCUAUGGACUUAUCGCAAAGCGAGAACACAAAUAUGGUGUUGCUUUAGAUGAAUUGAGAGGCCAAAUGCUGGAGCGUCCGAUAGUGGAAUUGGUGGAUGAGUUGCACUGGCUAGGCCGACGACUCGCAGUUCUCAAACGAUUGUAUCAGAGCUAUGAGCUUAUCAUGCGGCGACUGUUGCAACGGCAACGCAUGCUCCGCGACGAAGCGCGUUCGUCUCAACCAGCCCCAAUGACGUAUGGAGCCACCUUUGGCGAUCUGGAGUACGCGGAUAUGCGCCAGUCGAGUAUCGCGAGCAAUUCCAUUUAUCCCAACGUCAAUGAGAAAUCGGUCGGGGUGCAGCUGAGCUCAACGGCCGUGGCGCGCUUUGAACGGUUGGUUGAUCGCAUCAAUCUGUACUGUUUGAGCGAGAUUGAGAACUGUCUCAAUGAGAAAGAGACCUUGACAUUCCUGAAUUUCAAUUUGAUUGCGCUUAAGGAUUCGCAGGCUGUUGAGAAGCUCACUCGGAUCACUAUCUUGCUGGCUAAGGCGACUAUUUUGUUCCUGCCGGUUAGCUUGAUGAGUGCAUACUUCUCGACGGAACUCAUUGGUGUGAAGAAUGGAUACACCAAGGCUGAUUAUUGGGUCAGUUUCGCUGUUAUCUUUGUUGCAUCCAUCUUGGUCUUGACCGUUUUCGGUUAUGCCAGCGAUACGAUGGAAGGUAAAACGAUUUAUCGGUCCAUGAUACGAACAUUCUUCCGGAAGUCUCGUCAAAAAAUAAUGCGACGACCAGAGAGGCAAUAA